Molecule: messenger RNA, 291 nt
Organism: Striga hermonthica
Lineage: Eukaryota; Viridiplantae; Streptophyta; Magnoliopsida; Lamiales; Orobanchaceae
Source: the annotation of a GenBank genome assembly
AUGAAACUAUUGGACAAGCUUCAAAGGAUGUUGAUGCGAUUCAUAUUGCUUCGCCGCCUCCCGGCGAGAGGAGGUCGGGCGCCGCAGGCGGCGGUGGAAAAGGGCGGCACGGCCAGGCGGCGGUCGUGUGACCGGUCGGCCGAUACACCGAAGGUUUCGUGCAGUUCGUAUUAUUACUCUUCAAACUCGCACUACAACGAAGCUAUUGCCGAUUGCAUCGAGUUUUUCAACAGGUCGUCGCAGGAUGACGGUGUGUUUAGUGCGAGAAAUCCAGAUGUUAUCGUUGUUUAA